Suncus etruscus (white-toothed pygmy shrew) is the source of this 2510-nucleotide messenger RNA. It is a transcript of the gene ZW10, whose product is annotated as zw10 kinetochore protein. The record is from RefSeq and is a predicted model, not a curated record. The coding region runs from base 91 to 2424 and encodes 777 amino acids. Gene Ontology annotation, biological process: mitotic cell cycle; mitotic spindle assembly checkpoint signaling; endoplasmic reticulum to Golgi vesicle-mediated transport. Lineage: Eukaryota; Metazoa; Chordata; Mammalia; Eulipotyphla; Soricidae. Gene Ontology annotation, cellular component: nucleus; chromosome, centromeric region; RZZ complex. The transcript has 16 exons.
GUGCCGCUGGCGGGCUCCAAGUUGCCGCGCUGGCUCUAGGCAAAGAAGAGGGACUCGACUUUGGGGGUGCAAUUGGGGUUCGCUUUGGCGAUGGCCUCGUUCGUGACAGAAGUUCUGGCGCACUCGGGGAAGCUGGAUAAGGAGGAUCUAGGCACCCAGAUCGGCCGCCUGACCCGCCAGGUGGAGGAAGUCAAGGGUGAGGUGUGCAGUUUGAUCAGCAAAAAGUACAAUGAGUUCCUGCCUAGCAUGCAGAGUGCUCAGGACUUGGUUACCCAGGUGGACAAACUCUCCCAUGACAUUGACCAACUGAAAUCCAGGAUAGAGAGACAGGUUCGCCAAGAUCUUCAUGUAUCAACUGCUGAAUUCACAGACUUGAAGCACCAGUUGGAUAGAGACUUAGUAGUCAUAAGUUUGCUUAAACAGCUACAAGAGUUUUCUACUGCUAUCGAAGAAUAUAACUGUGCAUUAACAGCGAAGAAGUAUGUCGCUGCAGCUCAGCAUCUAGAAGAGGCACAGAAAUGCUUGAAGUUAAUAAAAUCCAGAAAAUGCUUUGAUUUAAAAAUACUGAAAUCUCUCAGCAUGGAGUUCACAGUACAAAAGCAGAACAUACUUUAUCACCUUGGAGAAGAGUGGCAGAAACUGAUUGUAUGGAAGUUUCCAUCCAAAGAUAUCAGCAACUUGGAAUUUUACCUCCAAACAGAACUUCAUUUGUGUAUAGAACAGGCUCAGAAUGAGGAGAAGACCCAAGUGCCACCGAUCAGUUCUGUCCUUUUAGCAUUUUCUAUCCUAGGGGAACUACAUUCCAAGCUGAAAUCAUUUGGUCAGAUGCUGCUAAAGUAUAUUCUUAUGCCUCUGGUGUCUUGGCCAUCCCUUUCUGUUCUGAUAGAAACUCAGCCCAACGUCAUUAUCAUUCGUUUUGAAUCUGUAACGACAGACUUGGAACAUCCGUCUCCCUGUGAAGUUUUUACAAAAAUCAGGCUGGUACUAGAAGUGCUACAAAAACAACUUCAAGAUUUGCCUCUUAGUAAUGACCUCGAAAAUGAAGAAGCACCUAAAAUCAUAUUGGCGGAGAUGCUUGGUGACAUGAUCUGGGAAGACUUGUCCGAGUGCCUCAUUCAAAACUGUUUGGUUUACUCUAUUCCUACAAAUAGCAGCAAGUUGCAGCAGUAUGAAGAGAUCAUACAGUCCACUGAAAAAUUUGAAAUUUCUCUGAAGGAGAUGAAAUUUUUGAAAGGAGAUACAACCGAUUUGCUGAAAUAUGCCCGAAACAUAAAUUCUCAUUUUGCCAACAAGAAGUGCCAGGAUGUGAUCGUGAUGGCUCGAAACCUAAUGACCUCGGAAAUUCACAACACCGUGAAGAUUACUUCUGAUUCUAAGAUAAGUGUACCGGAUUUGCCCCAACCUGAUGAGGCUAACAAGUUAGUGGUACAGAAAAUGUCCACAACUGAGUACAAAGAAGUAAAUUUACAGUCUGAUAAUACAUUGGACCAACAUACAUUUUCUUUGCCCACCUGCUGUAUUAGUGAAUCAGUGAAGAAAUUGAUGGAACUUGCCUAUCAGACAUUAGUAGAGGCAACAACCAGCAGUGAUCAAUGUGCUGUUCAGCUUUUCUAUUCUGUGAGGAAUAUCUUCCAUUUGUUCCAUGAUGUUGUACCAACAUAUCACAAGGAGAAUCUUCAAAAACUGCCACAAUUGGCCGCCAUCCAUCACAACAACUGUAUGUAUAUUGCUCACCACUUGCUGACCCUCGGACAUCAGUUUAGAUCACGACUUGCUCCCAUUCUUUGUGAUGGCACAGCUACUUUUGUGGAUCUUGUUCCCGGCUUCAGGAGACUUGGGACAGAGUGUUUUUUAGCCCAAAUGCGGGCACAGAAAGUUGAACUUCUGGAAAGGUUAUCAAGUGCUAGAAACUUUGCAAACAUUGAUGAUGAAGAGAAUUACUCUGCAGCAAGUAAAGCAGUUCGACAGGUACUCCACCAACUAAAGAGACUUGGAGUUGUGUGGCAGGAUGUCCUGCCAAUUAAUAUAUAUUGUAAGGCUAUGGGGACUUUACUCAAUACGGCAAUUUCUGAAAUCAUUGGCAGAAUCACAGCUCUUGAGGACAUCUCUACUGAAGAUGGAGAUAGAUUAUAUUCUUUAUGUAAAACAGUGAUGGAUGAAGGACCCCAAGUAUUUGCACCUCUAUCCGAAGAGAGCAAGAAUAGAAAAUACCAAGAAGAGGUCCCCGUGUAUGUGCCAAAAUGGAUGACCUUCAAAGAAUUGAUGAUGAUGUUACAAGCCAGCCUGCAAGAAAUUGGGGAUCGGUGGGCUGAUGGAAAGGGGCCCUUGGCAGCUGCAUUCUCAUCCAGUGAAGUAAAAGCUUUAAUUCGUGCCUUGUUCCAGAACACAGAAAGAAGAGCUGCUGCCCUCGCUAAGAUUAAAUAGGUUAAUCUUCUGGAGAAAGCCAUAUCUUGACUAUGUGGAUUCCUCUGUUGGCAUAGUUAUUCGUUUAAAGAUUUAACCAAAACCAA